AUGGUGACGCGCGAUCCGUGCGGGCGGCCAACAACUACGACGAAUACCUGCAAGGGUGUGGAGGAAGGUGCUGAUGCCUUGCUACGAAGCCGCCGCACGCGCAGCGUGGACAAGGGCUUCGACGCACCUUGCGCGUUACAGACUUCGAAACCCGUGCCCUGUGCACCGUAUACUUUGGGCAUGGAGGUGCCUGCAUUGGUCCCCUUCAGUUUAUGGAUGCGCCACACGGACGUUGUCAUGUUCUUCGGUCCUGCGUUGGUGCCGACUGCCAACGCUUGCAUCGAGGGGAUGAACAGUGUAGUUGUGAAGGUUUUUAUUUUCCUUUUUUUUGGUGGGGGGGUCCUGUUCUUGUCUGUUGUUAGAAGAAACUUGGCUGCAGCGCGGCAGAAGGGGUUCCUGUGCGGGGGAAACGUGGAUGGAGGGAGCGCCUGA
Trypanosoma conorhini is the source of this 432-nucleotide messenger RNA. RefSeq lists its product as uncharacterized. The transcript has a single exon. Bases 1 to 432 code for a protein of 143 amino acids. The record is from RefSeq and is a predicted model, not a curated record. NCBI's taxonomy places the organism in Eukaryota, Euglenozoa, Kinetoplastea, Trypanosomatida, Trypanosomatidae.